GCUGCUGCAGCCAAGAGGUAUUUCGGAGGAGAUCUUUUUCUUUGGAGGAGAUCUACUUGGCGCGGGCUGCUGGGGGCAUUCACAUAUCGGUUGGAACGGGAGGUUUGAAUCUUGGCGGCUCUCGGUUGCAUGAAAUUUGGGCCAUGUCAUCCGAGCACAAGUCGCCGGAGACGGAAGAGCGCCUUGGUGUCGUCCGCAGUGAAGGAUCUACUGGCGGUCAGGUCGAGUCGGCGUUGGGGACGGGAGGGGGUUCAUUUCCUCCGUCUCAGGUUGUGGCGGGCGCUAUUGCGGCGGCCGCGAGGGCUGCUGCCGAUGGCGUGGAUUCACCAGCAGGUGACGUGGCUUCAACAACGCAAUCAUCCGCAGAUGUUGGUGUUGCCGAGAGCAGUGGGUUUCCGACGCAAAGUCAUGCUCGGGCCUUGGCUUCCAGCGGGGACCGCCAGCCGGAGCUCGGGCGUGCGGAUGACCAAGUCCAGGCCCACGUCAUGUCUCGUUUGGCCCAUAUGUCGGUGGGUGCUGCGGCGGGGGGAGAGCCCAGCGAGGGCACCACGCUCGCGUCUGAGAAUGCGGAAAAAAUCGCUCGUCUGGAACAAGGCCAGACGAACAUUGUGGCGCAGCUUACCGAGAUCGCUGGGUUGCUGAAGAACCUCCGGCCGGAGUCGGGGCAGGAUGGGAGUCGUGGGCCCGGGGGCUCGGGAGGCCUCGGUCUGGUGCCGGCGUCGUCGCCGUGGGGCGGGGGCGCGGGCGGGGGGGCGAGUGUGCCCGCGAGGUCCAACGCCAAAGAGGAGGCGAGGAGGGAGGCCACCAUUUGGCAGGCCAAAUACAAUCAGACACUCUGGGUACUUCGGGGGCAGCGGGGGCCGGAGCCCGGGCCACAGAAAG
Molecule: messenger RNA, 882 nt
Organism: Ectocarpus sp. CCAP 1310/34
Lineage: Eukaryota; Phaeophyceae; Ectocarpales; Ectocarpaceae
Source: the annotation of a GenBank genome assembly